GCGCACGGGCCAUUUUCACUCGACCACUGUCCGUCAUGCACAAGACGCGACGCGCAGCCCAAUCGACGAACUCAUAAAUGCUGAUUUCUGUGACCGCGAUACACAACCAGACGGGAUUUGGAUCUCUAUGUUUUUAGCUCCCUUCUCGUCGGCAGGUUCUCGCUAUUCCAGGCCCCAGAUAUCUAGGAUUACAACACGGCCCGCCACUACCCCGCCCUCACUUGGCUGAACAACAUCCUGUGCCCAAGGUGUUUACGCUCUUCGACAUAAAGUGUGACUACGCUGAGGAUUGAGGAUUGGGCUUUCAGGUUGUGGGAAGAGCGCAAGUGAUAAACGAGACAGCGGCAAAAUGUCAACCCGCAACAUCGGCGGCUCGCAGGUGCGACAGAGUAUGGCUACGAGCGGCAACGCCGUGAAAUCGAGGCAGCUAUCUCAGCUCAACUCACAGCUCGCCCAGCUAUCCGCCAACCUCUCCGACACUGAGCACCUACUUCGCAUGACAAGCGUGCAAGCAGAGGCGAUGCGGGGUCUAGGGAGCUGGCAUGGAGGAUUGUUCAUGGCAGCGAGUAAGGUGCUUGGAGAGGAGAGUGUCAAGGAAGCGGGACAGUCAGGGAAGUAGACGGCAUUACGGGUGUCAAGGAUUGCUGUGAAGAAUAUCUGAUGAUGGCAGAGUGGGUUUCACGAGGGGAAGUGUUCUUAUGGCAGGGUAUUCGUUUGUACAUAUGUAUUUGAUGAGCUAUGAAGAACCGUCGGUCGUUGCCCGCGGGUUCAUGAUACAAAUAUUC
Molecule: messenger RNA, 785 nt
Organism: Ilyonectria robusta
Lineage: Eukaryota; Fungi; Ascomycota; Sordariomycetes; Hypocreales; Nectriaceae
Product: DASH complex subunit Hsk3 like-domain-containing protein
Exons: 3
Coding region: 350-619 (89 amino acids)
Biological process (GO): attachment of spindle microtubules to kinetochore
Cellular component (GO): DASH complex
Source: RefSeq, a predicted model, not a curated record